This is a messenger RNA of Mucor mucedo, 573 nucleotides long. RefSeq lists its product as uncharacterized. NCBI's taxonomy places the organism in Eukaryota, Fungi, Mucoromycota, Mucoromycetes, Mucorales, Mucoraceae. The transcript has 3 exons. Bases 127 to 525 code for a protein of 132 amino acids. The record is from RefSeq and is a predicted model, not a curated record.
ACAAGAGAAAGAGAGAGAAAAAAGAAAGAAAGAAAAUAAAGGGGAAGUAUCACACGAGGGAGGUACAAUCGAAAUUAAAAAAAAAAAAAAAUAUAAACCCUACCUUUUGGCGGUAUUUGAACAAAAAUGAACACUUUUCUAUUCUCCUCAUUAUUCAUCGUGGCAUGCGUUCAAGCUGCCGACAUUAAAAUGUUUUGCAAAUGCUUUUGUGGAUCCAACUCAACCGUGUUUGAAAUACCCACCAUCGAUCCCAAGCCAUGCGCCAAUUGCACCAAACAAUUCUGUCUGGAUAAUGUCAAGGAUGGCAUGUGUGAUGGCAUUGCUGACGCCACUUGUCCUAGUAACGACUUCAAGACCGCAUGUUUUGCGCGUGAUUCAUACAAGGAUGAGUUUAUUGUACGUUCUUUCCUAUUCAUUACCUUUGGUUUGGUCCUAUUUGCAUUUAUUAAACCUUAUUACGACAAGUGGCAAAAGGAACGCAUCACGCAUGCUCAAUAUCAAACAGUGGCUCAUGAUGAACAAUAAACAUUUUUAAAAUAAAAUAAAUAAAAUCUUGGCUUUUUUUUUUUUUUU